Nannizzia gypsea CBS 118893 is the source of this 1674-nucleotide messenger RNA. RefSeq lists its product as hypothetical. The record is from RefSeq and is a predicted model, not a curated record. Lineage: Eukaryota; Fungi; Ascomycota; Eurotiomycetes; Onygenales; Arthrodermataceae. Gene Ontology annotation, biological process: transmembrane transport. The coding region runs from base 1 to 1674 and encodes 557 amino acids. The transcript has a single exon. Gene Ontology annotation, molecular function: transmembrane transporter activity.
AUGGGAGAAGAAUCUACUUCUUACCUCCAAGCUGGUACAACUGCAAUAGCGGCAGGAGGUGCAGGAGUACACGGCCUGCCUGAUAUUGAUACCACCAGCACCAUUGCCGGUACGAAGAAAACAUGGUAUUUUUGGGCCAUAUUCCCUGCACUAUGCAUGACAACAUUUUUAUCUGCUCUUGAUACGUCAAUUCUUUCAACGGCGCUGCCUACUAUAUCUAAGGAUUUGGACGCCGGCCCUCUAUAUGUCUGGAUUACGAAUUCGUAUGUACUUUCGUCUACGGUUAUGCAGCCCCUCUUCGGUCAAUCCGCCAACAUAUUCGGUCGGAGAUGGCUCCUAAUCCUUUCGGUUGUCUGGUUUGCCAUCGGGAGCGGAUUAGCUGGAUGUGCCAACGGAACUAUUGUGAUUAUCUUAGGCAGAACUAUCCAAGGUAUUGGUGGCGGGGGCAUCAAUACCCUGAUAGAUAUUGUCAUUGGAGACUUGGUGCCCAUGCGUGAACGAGGAAAAUAUGUUGCGUUGAUGGGUGUUAUCUGGGCCAUUGGUACUGUGAUAGGCCCGGUACUUGGUGGUGGUCUGGCCGAGCAUGCCUCCUGGAGAUGGAUCUUUUACAUUAACCUCCCCCUUUCGGGCCUAUCACUGAUUCUGUUGUACCUCUUCUUGCGUGUCGCGUCCCCAACCGGUAAUGGUUUCUACAAAAAGCUUUUACGAGUGGACUUCAUUGGAAAUGCUAUCCUUGUCACGGCCGUUAUAUCAAUUCUCUUGUCAUUGACCUGGGCGGGCACAGUCUACCCUUGGUCCUCUUGGAGGAUUAUUUUACCGCUAGUCAUCGGGUUUGUGGGGCUGAUUAUCUUCUAUUCCCAUCAGACAUCGCGCUUCUGCCCUGAGCCAUCUAUUCCAUUGAGGCUAUUUACCACAUCUACGUCUCUCUUUUCGCUCAUCCUGGGAUUUACGGGCUCGAUUCUGAUAUAUUGGGUUGGUUACUUCCUGCCGGUCUAUUUCCAGGCGGUGCUAGGAACAUCCGUGACGAAAUCAGGUCUUUACGUUCUUCCUAUUACGGGUGCGGUUGCCCCCUUUGGAAUUCUCGCCGGUAUACUGAUUUCCGCCUGGGGUAAAUACCGAGCUUUCCAUUUCAUUGGUUUUGGUCUCAUGUCAACUGCGGUUGGCCUCUUCUCGAUCCUUGAUCAACAGUCGUCGGCUGGAUAUUGGGCAGGGUUCCAGAUCAUUUUUGGAGCUGGAUCUGGCCUGAUAUAUUCGAGUACGCUACCGCCAAUCCAAGCCUCUUUAAGCGAAUCCGACAUGGCUACUGCAACUGCCACCUGGGCAUUUAUGCGGAGUUUUGGGUCCAUCUGGGGUGUCGCUAUCCCCACCGCAAUAUUCAACGAGAAGGUUGAAUCCCUCCUCGGAGGAAUUAGUGAUCCUUCUUUGAGGGGUCGACUUUCAAACGGUGGAGCAUAUGCACUUGCAAGUGCAGGCUUCUCAUCCUCCCUCGUCGAUGAUCCGAAACUAUUAUCAGAGGUGACUGGGCUAUAUACACAAUGUUUAAGGUUUGUAUGGUUGUUAGCAAUACCCUUCGGCGUUUGCGGAUUCCUUGCCAGUUUUCCCAUUCAUCAGUUCGAAUUAAAGACACAACUGGAGACAGAGUUCGGCCUGCAGGAGCGCCAACAGGACGGUUAG